Spodoptera litura is the source of this 2460-nucleotide messenger RNA. RefSeq names its product glutathione hydrolase 1 proenzyme. The record is from RefSeq and is a predicted model, not a curated record. Gene Ontology annotation, molecular function: glutathione gamma-glutamate hydrolase. Gene Ontology annotation, cellular component: plasma membrane. Gene Ontology annotation, biological process: glutathione catabolic process. NCBI's taxonomy places the organism in Eukaryota, Metazoa, Arthropoda, Insecta, Lepidoptera, Noctuidae.
AAUCGACCUUAAAGCCAUUCAAACAAUAAUAUUCUGCGCCCGCGCUCGCAGUCUGCGAGUGGCUGUGAUCACGAACUGUCGUACUAGUUAUCAUCACCAUCGAUCAUGUUAGGUUGCAAGUCGCGGCGGUGGUGUUUGGUGGGCAGCGUGUUGGCGGCGCUGGUCGCGGGCGCGCUGGUGGCCGUGCUGGUGCUGCAGCCGUGGGCCGGCCAAAACCACCCGCGCUUCCCGCGCGCUGCCGUCGCCGCCAAUGGCUACGAAUGUGCUUCUAUUGGACGUAAAAUCCUGGAAAAAAAUGGCUCUGCCGUGGAUGCAGCGAUAGCAACAUUAUUCUGUGAGGGUGUCGCGUGCGCACAAUGCAUGGGGCUCGGCGGUGGAUUCCUCGCCACGGUGUACGACGCGCAAACUGGGCAGGUACGCGUGAUCAACGCGCGCGAGAGAGCACCAGCCGCGACUCACGAGAAAAUGUACGUCAACGCGUCGUCCACUGUCGGCGGCCUCGCCAUCGCCGUCCCAGGAGAGCUAGUAGGCUACGGCGAACUCCAUCGAGCUUACGGAUCUCUCUCAUGGCAAGAACUCGUCGCGCCUACCGCCGAGCUCUGCCGAGAUGGCCAUCGCGUCAACGCCUACAUGGGACGAGUGCUCAGGACCUACAGCGACCGGAUCAAAGCCGAGCCCUCAAUGCGGGAGGUGUACGUGAACGCGGCGACUGGCGAGGUGUGGAACGAGGGCGAUAUAAUAACACAACCAACAUUGGCCAAAACGUUGGAUAUAAUCGCCGAGGAGGGCCCACUGGCGAUACACAACGGUUCUCUUACCAAGCAGCUCGUGCGCGAUAUCCAGAAUUUCGGCGGUAUAAUUACAGAAGAAGACCUUAUGAACUACAGGGUAGAGUGGCAAGAUCCUAUCGAGGUGCCGUUAACGGACGAAUACACGCUGUACUCAGUACCGCUGCCCGGGUCAGGGUCAGUUCUGGCUUUUAUGCUCAACAUGCUGCGAGACUGGGUAGGAGACGGCACAGAGGCUCCCACCGGCUCCAACCUCUACUGGCACCGCAUCGUAGAGACCUUCAAGUACGCGUACGCAAAGCGAACCGGCCUCGGCGACCCUUCACGCUUUAACGUCACCCAUGAUAUUCGGGAAUUGGAACGCAAUCUCUCAGACCCGGGGUGGGCGCACUCGUUCCGGGACCUAGUCAAUGAUGACAGGACGUAUUCGGACUGGGAACACUACGGCGCUCUGUUCGAAGGCGCUGACGACCACGGCACAGCUCAUAUCGUCGUCGUAGCCCCAGAUGGCAGUGUCGUCUCGGCUACUAGCACCAUUAAUUAUAUCUGGGGCAGUCAAAGACGAUCGCAAAGCUUGGGUAUCAUGUUGAACAACGAGAUGGAUGACUUUGCGAUUCCCCACGUGGAAUCUGCAUACGGCUUGCCAGCUUCUCCUGCAAACAUGCUGUCGCCUGGACUGCAACCUCUGAGCUCCAUGGUUCCCAGUAUUGUGAUGUCGAGGAACGGCAGAGUUGACUUAGUCCUAGGAGCCGCUGGAGGCACCAAAAUUACCACACAAGUCGCACUGAUGGCCCGGCAUACAAUAUUAGAAGGUAGUGAACUUCCAGACGCUAUUCAAAGGCCGCGUCUUCAUCAUCAGCUUCUGCCUAUGGAAGUGCAGCAUGAGGCAGACUUUAAUCCUGCAAUUAUCGAGUCACUCCAAAAGAAAGGGCAUGCGACUACAGAACUGGGACCUACAGCUGGAUUCGCUGCAAUGGUGGCCGCUGCCAGAGACGCUUACGGCUAUUUAAUACCACAAACCGACCACAGACGAGUUGGCAGCAUCGACGGAUUCUAAAUUUGAAAUGUUAAUUCAAAGUGACUGAUAAUAGUGUUACACUUUACAGUGAGGUGUGAUCAAUGUAGAUCGUAUUUUUUUUUUAUUCGACAACCUCAAUUUCUUGUCAUAGUCUUUCGUUGCGACUUACAACUCACUCAUUAUAAUUCGUAACGGCAAUCAAUGAUUUGAAUCACGAAGAUUCAAAAUUGUCCGGUAUUUAUUUGUAACAAGAACGGACCGUGAAAACUUAAAUACUUAAAUAGAAGCUUAAUUAGGUAUAGACCAUAAUGUCAUCUAUCGUUGUUAUGUAGUAGGUGUUAUACUUAAUAAUAUGUAUGUAUAAAUUUAAUGUAUUAUAUACUAUGCACCUACUAAGUGCUAACGUACGUAAUGUGCCUAUGUAUCUACCUACAUAAGAUCUUUCUCAUCAUGGAAACCUCUACUUCUACUAGUUACUUUUUGUUAAAUUUCUUUGGAUAUGAUCCAAGUGGAAAUCGAUUGUGAUAUUAUGUUUUAUGAUGGUGAAUUUCUGGUUUUAAGUAUUAUUUUGUUAUAGAAAUGUAUUUAAGUUGCUGUGAUGUUUAUGUAUUGUUAUUCGUGAAAUAAAUGGUUUUGAUGGUACAAGUAUCUAUG